This is a messenger RNA of Malassezia pachydermatis, 1008 nucleotides long. RefSeq lists its product as hypothetical. Lineage: Eukaryota; Fungi; Basidiomycota; Malasseziomycetes; Malasseziales; Malasseziaceae. The transcript has a single exon. The record is from RefSeq and is a predicted model, not a curated record. The coding region runs from base 1 to 1008 and encodes 335 amino acids.
AUGCUCCUCCCAGUGCGGUGGCGUUGGUGCAUCCUAGCAUGCGUUGCGCCGCUGGCGGUGUACGCGGCGUGGGAGCCUGCCCAGAUGCCCGUUCUUGCGUUGAUUCCCACGAACAUUUCUGAUACCUGCACGACACUGCUCACGCAGUUGAAUGAUGACCAUGUCUUCCAGUCAUGCACACAACCUCUGAUUGAGGCUACUUCCGCGUUUGCGAACCAGACUGUCAGUGGCAAUGCUACAGGUGUACUGUCCCAUACACUGGACGAUCUCUGUGCGACAAACCAUGGCUGCGAUCGUCCUCUUGUGCAGCAAUUUAUCUCGCAGUUCUGGGACUCGUGCAGCGAUGAGCUAGAGUCGCGUGACCCAGAUGUGACGCAGCUGUACGACUACCUGUACAUUUUCAAUCCCUUCCGUGAUGCUAUCUGCACCAAGGACGAGCAUAACCAGUACUGCUUGGCAUCGAUGGGCACAGGCAUGUCGACCCAGGCGGACAUGGAGCUGACACAGCUGUAUCGCCGCUCGUUCCUACCGGAGGAUGUGCCCAAUGACCCAUACAGCGAUGCCUACUGGGACUAUAUUCUUCCGACCAUUCCACGCAGCAGUACCAAGCACGCUACGGCCAAUACGACGGUCCUGGCUGCGAGCAUGCCAGACGUAAAUCAACUGCCUGAUCUGUCCCCCCAGCAGCUCUUCUUCUUCCUCUCGAAUACCACAAACAAGGCCCAGCUGUGUACACGCUGCAGUCAGAGUAUCCUGGCGUCGUACAUUGCCUUUGAAAUGGCCUCGCCCUAUGCUCUUGGCAUCGAAAGCUCUCCUGUACUGCAGUCACAGCAGUCGAUAUACGAUCAUGCACGCAAAACCUGUGGCGACAGCUUUGUGCAGCAGCUCAACCAGGAGGCAGGCGUGCAAGCGUUCUCAGAGCCGGCUUCGUCAGCGCUGCACCUUCAUGCGCCGUAUAUCCCUAUCAUGACCGUCGCCGUUGUUCUCUCGGCGUGGCUAAGUGCCUAG